CGGGACCCCGGACGCCGGGGCCCGCCGACCUCGCCCGUCGCCCGCUGCCGCCAUGCGCGCCCUGGCGCUGCUGUGGGGCUGUCUGGCGCUCCGGGCGUCUGCGGCCCUGACCUGCCCGAAGGAGAUGAGCGGAUUCGAGGGCGACACGGUGACCCUGCGGUGCACCUACGAGUCGGAGCUCAGGACGCACCCCAAGUACUGGUGUAGGGAGGUCGGGGUCUUCAUCUCCCGCUGCUCCAGCAAGAUCUUCUCGGGAGAGAACAGCCAGGAUGUCAUGGAGGGCCGAGUGUCCAUCCGGGACAGCCCAGGAGAGCUGGCACUCGUGGUGAGCCUCAGGGGCCUCACGCUGAAGGACUCCGGGAAGUACUGGUGCGGGGCCCAGAGGCUGGGCCCAGACGAAGCCUGCCCAGUCUCCCUGACCGUUGUCCCAGCCACCGCUCCUGAGGCCACUGCUCCAGAGGCCACCGCUCCUGACGCCGCGGCCGCGUCUCCUCCCGCAGGGAGCUCCCGCCCAACCACGCAGCCCGACUCCUCCUCCUCCGCAGUAGGGGACCCAGGUCCUGCCUCCAGCAGCCACAGUUCCAUGCCCAGCGUGUCCAUCCCCACUACCCGCCUGCUGGCCCCCAUCCUGGUGCUCCUGGCCCUGCUACUGGCUGCAGGUCUCAUCGCCCUGAGCACCCACAUGCUCUGGGGGUGGAGGCAAGCUCUUUGGGCCGAGGAUGCGCAGCGGGGCGAGAAGGUCCACCUCCCGGCUGCGGGAGUGGGCUCCCCACCUGCUGCACUGCCCCUGGACUCCGUGAGCCCCGGGCAGGAAAGGGGCGCUGCCAUCCCCGUCUUUCCUGGCGCCAGCGAGGACAAAAGACUUGGCGCUGGGUGCCAGCUGGGUCCCCAAGGGCACCGCGGUCAGCCUUGCCGGAUACCCCAGCUCCCUUGCCCGCUCCUCCCCGGGCUCCUCCAGGAAACCUGCUGCCUGAGCCAGGCCCGACGGGAGGAGGAAGCCCCGGCGCAGGCCCCUGAGGCAGAGGAAACCUCUGCGCCUUGCCGGUCCGAGGAGGAGGAGGAGGAGGAGGAGGAGGAGCCGGACCCCGCCAAGUUCAUCGCAGUGUAGCUGCGGACACUGCCAGCUGGCCUCGCCCCAACACUCGUGAUCCCGCUGCUGCCCUCCCUGGGCUCCCGGGGCCUCCACACUGAGUGACAUCCCCAGCCCUUAUUGUUUUUGAGACUGGGUCUCAUUAAGUUUCUGAGUUGCCCAGCUGGGCCUGAACUUAGAUCCUCCUGCCUCAGCCUCCCAGUGCUGAGUGAGCCCGGCACCCAGACUCCCUUCUGUGUGGCCCCAGCGUGGCCAAGGGGAGAGCAGGACCCAGCUGUGUGCCCCCACCGGGUCAGGCAGGUCGCUGGACAUCUCCCCUCCAGGAAACCCCGCACUUGGGGUUUCCUCAGACCCAACGCUGGGUGAGCCCGACUUCCAUCUCCGAACCAGGCCGAGAGCCUCCGAGCCUGGCCUUGGGGACACCUGGCCACAUCAGGACCCCCGCUCAUCUCAGGUCGGGCCAGGGCUCUGUCUAACACGUGUCCGGUGACUUCCUGGGGGUGAGGACUGCGGCCAGAUGAACCCUCUGACGCCAGCUUGUGGGGUCCACCCUGGGGCCAGCAGGGGGCUUCCUGGGGCCCGGGGUGCAGGCACUGCUGGUCCCUGCUCCAGGUCCUGCCCCCUGACUGUGGGGUGCAGGAAGCACAGUUCCUUCCUGUCUAGAGAGGCUCCCUGUGCCUGGGUCCCGGGUUGGGGCAGGGGCGGAAGAGGACCCAAGUCAUGGCCCGGGCCCUGGGGGAGAAGCAGAGCCACAUACACAUGGUUUUCUGUUUCCUCUUUAAAAGUAAGGUGGGGGUGCUCAGUGUACAAAACUCAGCUGGGGAGGAAAACCAGGAAGGAAAGUUGUAGGGGGUCCUGCCCCCCCCCCGCUGGAACUCUUGAGUGCCUUCUACGGACAUGCCCGGGCUUGCUGCAAAUCUACCCAGCAACAAGGAAGUAGCCCCAGUACCCUCCCCUUGCUCCUCCCCUCUCGCCCUACGGUAUAU
This is a messenger RNA of Heterocephalus glaber (naked mole-rat), 2076 nucleotides long. It is a transcript of the gene Cd300lg, whose product is annotated as CD300 molecule like family member g. Gene Ontology annotation, molecular function: transmembrane signaling receptor activity. NCBI's taxonomy places the organism in Eukaryota, Metazoa, Chordata, Mammalia, Rodentia, Bathyergidae. The record is from RefSeq and is a predicted model, not a curated record. Gene Ontology annotation, cellular component: plasma membrane.